Messenger RNA from Arachis duranensis, 227 nucleotides. RefSeq names its product small polypeptide DEVIL 19. The transcript has a single exon. Lineage: Eukaryota; Viridiplantae; Streptophyta; Magnoliopsida; Fabales; Fabaceae. Bases 18 to 215 code for a protein of 65 amino acids. Gene Ontology annotation, biological process: negative regulation of cell population proliferation. The record is from RefSeq and is a predicted model, not a curated record.
CUCUUAUUAUUGUUGCUAUGGCUAAGUACAAGAAAGAGAGAAGCAUUAAGGUCCAUGAUGGUGAUAAAAAGGGAAAGCAAGGAAGUAAUAAUAACAAUAAUGGUGGAAUUAGUAGAAAGUGUGCAUUGUUGGUGAAGGAGCAACGUGCUCGUCUUUACAUACUUCGUCGUUGUGCAACUAUGCUUCUAUGUUGGUGCAUUCAUGGAGAUGAUUGAUUAAAAACACUA